UUUUUUUCUUUCUUUCUUUUUUUUUACAGACUGUAUUAUGUUAAGACUAACACGCUUGUUAUCCUCGAGGGUUUUGACUCAACAGCCUGCUAGAAACUUGGUAUCUUUCUCAAAGCAACCAACAAAAGUUUUUACGAGAUCAGUACAUGCUGCACCUAGAGAAUACAAUAGCUUGCAAUCAGCAGCUCAUCACUUUAAACAACAAAGACAUAUGCCCUACUUUUUGGAAUAUCUUAUGUGGGUCGUAUUUGGAUCUGAAGCGCUUCAUCUCAUUUGGCUCAAAAUGGACUAUAAAGAAUAUAGAGAAAGAACAGCUCAUAAGACGAAAUUGCUCGAGGAACUUAUUGAACGUAUCGAAAACGGUGAAGCAAUUAAUGACAGCUUAAGACAAGAAAUCAAAAUGGUCCUGUUGAACAACAAGCUUCAGCAUAAAGAUUCAAAUGAAAGUGAAGAUAUUGAUGAUGAUUAUUUAAACCAUUGUAAGUGAAUGCAGAUUCUUUUUUAUACUCAUGUUUGCUCUAGUGAUUGCCUCUUCAGAACAACCCAUUCAGACUGCCACACAAACAAAACAGUCAGAACCAAUAAGUGAUUCCAAUUGGAUGAAUGUUAAGCAAGAUGAAAACACAGGCAAUGAAAACGAAAAGAAGCCUUUCUUCUUAUAAACUGUAUUAUAACAAAUUGUA
Molecule: messenger RNA, 683 nt
Organism: Gilbertella persicaria
Lineage: Eukaryota; Fungi; Mucoromycota; Mucoromycetes; Mucorales; Choanephoraceae
Exons: 1
Coding region: 38-487 (149 amino acids)
Source: RefSeq, a predicted model, not a curated record